AUGGCAGCCCUCAGCUGGUUCCUCUAUGCCUUUCUGAUUGGGCUCGUUCCCACUGCGACAUCGCAAUUCAACACGACAGUCAACUUCACUCUCACCUCCAUGGACCCCAUGAUUGACAUGGACGGAGCACUGAAAGCCCAGCCUCUUACUCUGGAUGAGAGGACCGGCUACCGGAAGUUCGACUUUGCGCGCGUCACUCUAGCCCACGCGUGGUUCGUCGGAACUGGUUUCUCAGUGCACGGGUUCGGAACAUGGGACAACGAAAGCGAAAAGCCGACAUCGGCCCCCAUGGUAGCUCGUCUGAAGUAUGUGUACAACAAUACACAAGUACCUGGGGACCGGACGCCGUUCACCCAAUACCUCGGGAACGAGCAAGGUCCUCCAAACGAGUUUGGUGACCUGUCCUUGCCCCUGGCAGCCUAUCAGAUCGACUUCAUGUACUACCCAUUCGCGACGGCCGAGUUCCACAACCUCACUGUGCAGGUUCCCAUUCGGACGCAGGCCCCUAAUCUUGAGGCUUUGCAGAGCCAAGCCGAACUCAGCCCUACUGUGCGAGCAGGAGAGUUGAAUGUCGCCAUGACGGUCAGCCGAGGUAACAGUCACGAAAACGAGCUCAGAGCGGGAGGGAUCAUCGAUUGGCCUCUUCCCGGCUCUAAUGCAACUCUCUCUAAGCGUGCGCCGUUCAACUACGACGUCGUUGAUGACAGCGUGGUCCUCAAGAACUCCAUUGAACUCACGUACAAGGUUCCCGCCAACACGACAUUGAUCCAGAUCCUUGGUCCGGUCGGUAAAUACAACCAGUCCUUCGAUGGCAGUCGCUGCUUUGCCGCCUUGGACCCUCACCCACCGUGGUGGAGGAACUUCAGCUUUCCGCUGUCCGCAUCUUACAAGCUGUUGAACCAGACAAACCGCACCAUGUUCCUGCUGCCUGUCGACCCAGCGGUGGAUACUACCGUGAUCGUGGGCCCGAGACAAUUUGCACAUAAGCUGACUACAAGCAACUACACGCUCGCCAACAUGGUCGCCGACAACAGCAGCUCCACCGAUUCUCAGAGCGCGAAGAGCGGAACCAACAAGACAGCGACCAUCGUCGGAGUUGUGGUCGGUGUAGGCGGAGCACUGAUUUUAACCGGGCUGGCACUGUGGUUGCUUCGCCGUCACAAAGCCAAGAAGAGGGAGGAGGAGACCAAGGCUGGAGCGACGCCGUAUGUGGUGUCCGAGAAGGAGCUCUAUCGAACAGCGAGUUGGUCGCCACAUAAUGCCGAUGGUACGGCACCUUCUGCGAACGCGGAGGCGAGACCGCGAGAUAGCGACGAGGAUCGCCCUCCUCGCCGUAUCGUUCGAGAGCAGGACGCUGAAGAGUACGAAGUCCUGCCACCUCUAUACCGAGAGUGGCAGCCGCGGCCGGGGCCCGAAGGAGAUUCAUCGCCCUCUCAAGCACCUCCGCCGGAGUCGCAUCCGGCAGACACUCCGUCUGGCUUAUCUGACUCCAACGUUGACCCAAUCUCCCUCAAAGAUGACUACGUGAGGGCGUUGGGCUCGUCGGCUGGGCCGAGCUCCGUGACCUCCCCCCCGCAGCCUGCCCGAACCCCGAAGGGGGGGCACGCCACGGAGCUCUCUGCAAAUGAGGAGAAGUGCGCCCCCGAACGGCCUGGCACGUCCCCACCGUCGCAAGAUAAUCGGCCACUCAACGAUGAGGCUCUGCUGCCCAAUGUCCAGCGUCGGUCCCGUGCGCUACCGGAAAUCCCCACAGCCGGCGCAUCAAACGAUGCGGGGCCAGUGGCAGCACCAGUCCGAAGACCAGGGGAGUUAGCGAGGGAUUACAAGAGGGCGUUCCUGUAG
Molecule: messenger RNA, 1842 nt
Organism: Trichosporon asahii var. asahii CBS 2479
Lineage: Eukaryota; Fungi; Basidiomycota; Tremellomycetes; Trichosporonales; Trichosporonaceae
Exons: 3
Coding region: 1-1842 (613 amino acids)
Source: RefSeq, a predicted model, not a curated record